Pogonomyrmex barbatus (red harvester ant) is the source of this 1143-nucleotide messenger RNA. RefSeq names its product endochitinase A1-like. NCBI's taxonomy places the organism in Eukaryota, Metazoa, Arthropoda, Insecta, Hymenoptera, Formicidae. The record is from RefSeq and is a predicted model, not a curated record.
AUGUCGAGUCCACGGGAAGUCGUUAUUAAUUACCCGCUCCCCGCGACUUUUAGAUGCCCACGGUGCUGGCUAAGCGAGUCGGCACCGUCACGGGUAAAGGGGGAGUAUUGCGACUCGGGGCACUUACUCAAACAUUUGCGAAAAUGCCACCCCGGAGACACGGUGUGGUACGCGUGUGGCGUGUGCGGCCUCAGAGGCACGGGACACUACCCGCUAAGGACGGUCAAGGCGCACUACGAGGCCGAGCACGCCCAGUCUCCGCGGGUGGACGCCCCGGGUCCGAGCACUCGCGGAACCGAUGUGAGUAGUGGCAGUGACGGUGAAAGCGGUGUGACGCGUGAAACCAGUGCGGCGAGCGCGACUGCGCGAUCGACGGCGGCGGCCGACGGACUGACGCGGCGCAGGGCUGCUGAUCCGCGGCCACCCAGAUUGCGCUCCACCGCCACCCCAUCGCCAACAACAGCGCCAGCACCACCGGCCAAUCAGACGUCCCCUUCAUACGCGGCCGUAACAGCGGGCACAACGGUGACGAAGAGGUCGUCGCCGGUCACCAGCGGUGCCCGCGGAGCGGCCGCCACCAGGAAAGCCGCGCCCCGCCUAUCACCAACAUCCGGAGGAGGAGCGGCCGCUGCGAGAAGGACGACGAGGACGACGACCGCCGCUUCAACAAGUAAGUGUCGAGUGUUGUCGGUAAAUAAAGUAGACGCGCCCAUCCGCAUGGCCACCACCACCGGCGCGGCGCCCGCGGUGCCCAGUGCAUCGCGGUCAACCGCGCGCGGCCAGCCAACCACAGCGUGGCCCGCGGUGCGAGGGGCACCGCGAGCGAGCACGCGCGUGGUGGCCAAACCGCCGCCCGCGGCAAGGUCGACGCGCGUCCCCUCCCAAACUCCAUCACCACCAGGGGCAGAGAGCGACGCCAACUCAAGCGGCAAGUUAUUCGCGUUUGGGAGGGGAGCAGCGAGGAAGAGGCCGCCCGUGGCCCGCAGUCCACCUCAACGGGCGGCAGGCGCGUCGACCGAGAAGAGCGGCUCCGUGCCCAGGCUGAGACCAUCCCCCCCUGUCCUCCGCAAGAGGGUGGUUCACUCGCCAUCCUUGAGCGGAGGAACACCCACGUUCGGCGGUGAGGGGGGCCACGCAACAUGA